Porites evermanni is the source of this 5899-nucleotide messenger RNA. The record is from the annotation of a GenBank genome assembly. Lineage: Eukaryota; Metazoa; Cnidaria; Anthozoa; Scleractinia; Poritidae.
AUGUCACAUUUCAGCUUUGAAACUGAAGUGAAUAAUCUCCUGAGACUCGAUGCCCCUAUGAGUCGAGGACCAGCACCCCGAUGGCAGAAAAAAUCAACUGAGCGUCGGCGUUCUAGUUCAGCUCCAUCCACGCCGCUUCGCAACUCCUUCAGGCUAAAUUCAAGCAAGACUCCAUCGAAGACGCCGAAAUCAUUGAAGAAGACGCCAGGAAAAGCCAAGACCCCAUCUGAAGACAGAUUCAUUCCUAACCGAAGUGCUAUGAACUUUGAAGCGAACUAUUAUAAAAUGGUUUCAGCUGAUCGCGAGAACGAAGAAAACGAGUGCGAAAGUCCUUCGAAAGUCGAGUUCAAGAAGAACAUGGCUGAAAACCUGGCUGGAAACGAAGCGAAUACCAGGAUUCUUGCUUUCAAGAAUAAAGCUCCAACACCAAGAGAAGGUACCUUUAAAUGAGAAUAUUUAAAAUUCAGUUUAUAAUAAGCGAUCGAGUGUUGAAUAAGCUUACCUGGCUUAUGCAUAUGCAAGCUCGUGGAUCCUAUUGUAAACUAACAAGACUUGCGUAUUGUUCGUUUUAACAAGAAUUUCACAACCAUAUCACCGAUCCGAUGAAGUUUUAAAUUUCAAAAGUGUUGUAAUGUAUUAAGUACUUUUCGAUUAGACUAUCACUAAUCAUAAAACGGGUCGAUUUGUAUUUUAGGCCAUUUGAAUGAUCUUCGAGUCCUGUACAGCCAAAACAAGACUCCAGCAACAUCGACGAAGAAAAAUGCCAGACAUAUUCCACAGAUCCCCGAAAGGAUCCUAGAUGCACCUGAUCUCAUUGACGAUUAUUGUAAGUUGAGUUCUGUUAUCGUUCCUCCUUCUGUUAUCGUUCCGAAACGUCGCCACCGGCGAAGAGCGAGGAGAAACGGCUGUUUUCGCAGGCUACUUGUCUCUUUGUCUUGUCUCACUAUCAUAAUUUUGGUUCGGCUUUUUGUUAGCCACAAAAUGCAUGCGCUUUCACAAUUUUCGAAGUACACCCAACUUUAUACUGCUGAAGAGAAUUGUGAUUGAUUUACCCACAGAGACAACUCGCUUACAUCAAACAUUUGUAUCGUUGCUGUCAUUGCUGAUUUUUAUUUUUGUUCCUCUGCUUCUAAACUUGGUCAAAAUAAAGAUUAAGUGCUGUUCACUUUUUACUGAUUGCUCACUUGUUCUAAAGUUUAUUCAGGUUUAUUGUGAUUGAAUAGAUUAGAUUACAACAUCUGGCAAAAAAAGCGGAAAUACGGUUGCUAUGAGAUAUACAUGUAAAAACAGCGUUAUUUUAAUGAUAAGAUUGCUUAAUUUAUGACUUUGGAGAUUGUGUUACUUUGUCAUAAAGUUCUUGUGGAGGUAUCUGUUUCUGUUGGGGCAUGAACUUGCUAACUCAUUUCGCUCAUUUCAAUACUUUCAGAUUUAAACCUACUGGACUGGAGCUGUAACAAUCACCUUGCGGUAGCACUGGGUGGCUUUGUAUAUCUCUGGAACGCUGUGUCAGGUGACAUAGUCCAGCUUUGCCAAACUGUGACACCUGAAUGUUAUAUUGGCUCUGUAUCUUGGAUCAAGGAAGGGAACUACAUUGCCUUAGGAGACAGUGAUGGGGUGGUUCAGGUUGGUUUCUAUAUAAUAAAUAUUUCUUAACAUUUAAAUCAUGGAUCAAGUUUGCCACAGUCAGGGAAAAAUCAAGGGAAAACAAUACCAGACCAUUUGCAAAACAAUAAUUUUUAAACGUCAGGGAAUAUCUUUGAUAGUGUCAAAGUCAGUGAAAAGUCACCGUGAGGGAAUUCUAUUUUCAUUGCACACAAAUCCGCUGAAAGGUGUAAAGGAUUUUAACAUGGAGACAGAAAUAUUGGUGGUCUGUGAAGAGAACUAAGCAAGAGUAAAAAAGGAUUUUUGUUUAAUUCAAGGCCUGUGAAAAUUUGCCCAGAGGUUUGGGAAAGGUAAAGGAAUUUUUUAGUUUCUAAUGAACGACAACCCUGUGUAUGUGCCAAAUCAUGAUGAAAUCCAGAAAUUCCAAAUUUUUAUGCACAAAAAUACUGGAAAGUACUGCUAUAAGCAAAAGACAUGCUUAUGAGGUUAAUAAUUCUACAAUGCAAUGGAGAAUGAUCCUUGAAGUUGUAACCGCAGUUUAUACAAUUAUUGCAUAUUAAGAAGCCUGAAAAAUCCACGACUUCAACAUGUGUGAGGAUUCGAACCCAUGACCUCAUGAUACUGGUGCAGCGCUCUAACCGACUAAACUAUGAAGCCACUGAUGUUGGGAGCUGGUCAAUUAAGUGUUCAUGAAUGUUCCCAUGAAAGAGAUGAGUUUGAAAUGACUCAUAUAUGAGAACUGCAGAAAUGAAAUCAAAUGAAGAAUGAUCCUCACAGUUGUGAACAUAAUUUUGUCAAUAAAAUCAAGUGAAGUAGGCAAUUUGAGGCUCUCACUCCCUCGCUUUUCCAUUUCCCCCCAAAAUAGAUGGCACAAAGCUUGAAGUAGCGGGCUUUUUAGGUUGUUGGCACUUAUUGAGAACCCAGAUUCAUUCACUUAAAAGUUAGAUUCACCUUGUACAAUGUAAUCAGAACCACAGGAAACUUAAUCAGUAGCUGUCACUGAGUUAAAUGUUGAAACCACUGGUUUACUAGCCUGAGUGGCGGCGGAAAAAAUUAGUGCUCCCGGCACAAGAAUCCACCAGCUAUGCAGCUAGGCUACCGGUAUACUAAAUCCUUGUUGAAAUUGACAGCUGUGGGAUGUGGAGGCGCAGAAAAAAUUAAGAAGCAUGGCUGGUCAUUCUGCCCGUGUUGGAUGCCUCUCUUGGAAUUCUUUCAUACUCUCAAGGUACGAUUCCUGGAAUUUGUUAAAUUUAUUAUUUCAGAGGUUUGAGAGGAUUUUUGAAUGUUGGAACAUUCUAUUGCAGUUUGACAAAAAAAAAAUUAUGCUACGGUAUUUUACAAGUUGACAUUAUUUAGACACUUUGGAAAGAGAAAUACCAUUAAAACAGUAUUUUCGUCUGCAGUGCAGGCUAAGUGUUCAGCCUGUUGAAUCUGUGUACAGUGCCUUGGGAAUGUAGUCUAAACCAUUAGCAAUGAAAGCUAACAAAAUUUUCCUCUCAAUUUGUUUUUAGUGGCAGCAGAAGUGGAGCUAUUCAUCAUCACGAUGUUCGUGUAGCAGACCAUCAUGUCGCUACUCUUGCCAGACAUUCCCAAGAAGUGUGUGGGCUGAAGUGGUCUCCUGAUGGGAAGUACCUCGCUAGUGGUGGUAAUGACAACCUGCUACUGAUCUGGGAUGCCAGUGUGAACACGAUAAGCAACAGUAAUACACCUCUGUAUACAUUUAACCAACACCAGGCUGCUGUCAAGGUGGGUAACCUGUGAAACUCUUUUUAAGUACAGUAAAGUUAUUUUUAUAGUUUACAGAGAUGACUUGACUUUCUGAAACUGCCACUCAGUAAGCACCUGUUUACCCUUAGCUUUAGGCCCCAAGCGUGACCAACAUCAAGGGAAAAAGGUUAUGAGAACUUAAUAAAUGAAAUGAUCACCAAUAAAAAAGGAAAAUGUUUUGAUUUUUCAUCAAAUUCUCUCAACAAUAUCCUUAAGAAAUUGUAUGAAGAUCACUCUGGAGAAUUUUGUUGUGGAUGUUGGUGACUGGUUAGCUCAAUUGGUUGGGUACAGGGUGCAAAGAAAGUCGUGUCCGAUAGCCCGGGGCUAGCGAAUUCUGUUCUUAACUUGCCCAAAGGACAAGUGAAGUAUUUUGAAGAAUUCAACUUACAGAAGAACUGUGAAAUCAUUUCUGCUCAUCAAAAAAUUUUAGGGGCUAGUUGAAAUGCUGUUUGGGCCAAUAAAAGCUAGCUUCAGCUUGCCCAAAUGGCAAGCUGUAAAAAUGACUUUCUUUGCACCCCGGGGUACCAAACUUUAGAGAUGAGGGCCCAAGUUCCAUUCUUGGCCAGACAAACAUUCAUCCUUUCAAAUUAAUGUGGUGUCUUUCUUUUACACUAGGCUCUUGACUGGUGUCCAUUUCAACGAAACGUACUGGCUAGUGGUGGUGGAACGGCUGAUCGUCACAUAAGGUUCUGGAAUGUUGGUGCAGGGAAUUGCCUUAACAGUAUUGACACUCAUUCACAGGUAAAGAUACAUACUACUAAACAUUUGAGUUAAAUUUGACGUUGAUGGCUCGAAAUUUUUCAGCUUUUACUACGUCUUAUUAAGAUAUUUUCUUACACCGUGAAAUAAUAUGAAUAGCCUCUAAAUCUCAAGGAGUACCAAUCCAGUAUAUGAAAAACAAUUUUUGUGUAAGGCCUUUUAUGGCUUUGAUAUACAUAUUUUUUGACUACCUGAGAUGUAGAAAAGCAUUCAUCUCAUGCUAGCUGGUACCUCUCCUCGCCUCCACUUCUCAUCAUUGCUCAUUUUGGGCUCAUUAAACUAGCCUGCGAGCAAGCUCUCUGGGGCGCUCUGGCGGCAGGGUGGGAAAAGGAAGGAGAGCUUACAACUACAUCUCUAGAAUUUGCAUUCCACCUCCAAUUCCCCUGUGGCUCCCCCUCAACUGAGCUGUCAGAUUUCUGCCAAUCAGCGUGAAGCGGAAACGAGCGUGAACGUAAAAAAAAAUAUUGAAAAACAUGUGCCUUUGGGUAAUGACGUCAUUACUAAUGUCAUCUCUGCCAAUCAGCGUUUCGCAUUGACUUUUUUGGUGCAGAUAUUCAAAUUCCAGAGAUGUAGUUGCAAGCUCCCCUUUCUUUUUCCCUCCCCGCCGCCACAGCCACAGAGAGCUUGCUCACAGGCUAUUUUUUAACCUGAAUAGUAAACUGUCAAUUUCUACCAAGCAAACAGUUGGGGAUUCCCAGCAUAAUACAGUACAUGUUUGACUGUACUUAACAAUGAAUUGCUUCCAUUUUUAUACUUUUUUUCUUUUAUAAUUUUUUCUUUCUCAUUUAUCAUGAGUCUUCUUUUGACACCCAUAGGUGUGUUCCAUUUUGUGGUCAAAAGAAUAUAAAGAACUAGUCUCAAGUCAUGGUUAUGCACAAAACCAACUGACAGUUUGGAAGUAUCCAUCUUUCUCAUCAUUGCUCAUUUUGGGCUCAUUAAACUAGCCUGCGAGCAAGCUCUCUGGGGCGCUCUGGCGGCAGGGUGGGAAAAGGAAGGAGAGCUUACAACUACAUCUCUAGAAUUUGCAUUCCACCUUCAAUUCCCCUGUGGCUCCCCCUCGAUUGAGCUGUCAGAUUUCUGCCAAUCAGCGUGAAGCGGAAACAAGCGUGAACGUAAAAAAAAAAAUUGAAAAACAUGUGCCAAGGGUAAUGACGUCAUUACUAAUGUCACCUCUGCCAAUCAGCAUUUCGCAUUGACUUUUUUGGUGCAGAUAUUCAAAUUCCAGAGAUGUAGUUGCAAGCUUCCCUUCCUUUUGCCUCCCGGCCGCCACAGCCACAGAGAGCUUGCUCGCAGGCUAUUAUUAAACCUGAAUAGUAAACUGUCAAUUUCUACCAAGCAAACAGUUGGGGAUUCCCCAGCAUAAUACAGUACAUGUUCAACUGCACUUAACAAUGAAUUGCUUCCAUUUUUAUACUUUUUUUUCCUUUUAUAUUUAUUUCUUUCUCAUUUAUCAUGAGUAUUCUUCUUUUGACACCCAUAGGUGUGUUCCAUUUUGUGGUCAAAAGAAUAUAAAGAACUAGUCUCAAGUCAUGGUUAUGCACAAAACCAACUGACAGUUUGGAAGUAUCCAUCGAUGGUGAAAGUAACAGAGCUAACUGGACACUCAUGCCGCGUCCUUCACAUGGCCAUGAGCCCAGAUGGACAGACAGUUGUUUCAGCUGCGGCAGAUGAGACACUCAGACUUUGGAAGUGUUUCGCUACAGAUCCUGUUAAAAAGAAAACAAAGCCUAAUCCAACAAGUAGCUCAUUAGUACAUCGAGGAAUUCGCUGA